This is a messenger RNA of Oncorhynchus gorbuscha (pink salmon), 1287 nucleotides long. Its product is annotated as peroxisome proliferator-activated receptor gamma coactivator-related protein 1-like. NCBI's taxonomy places the organism in Eukaryota, Metazoa, Chordata, Actinopteri, Salmoniformes, Salmonidae. Bases 42 to 1118 code for a protein of 358 amino acids. Gene Ontology annotation, molecular function: transcription factor binding. The transcript has 5 exons. Gene Ontology annotation, cellular component: nucleus. Gene Ontology annotation, biological process: positive regulation of transcription by RNA polymerase II. The record is from RefSeq and is a predicted model, not a curated record.
UCCUAGCUAUAGCUGAACGAAGCCAUGUGAGGAUCUGUAAAAUGGCGGCGCAGUGGCGUGGAAAAGAUGCGCUUAUAAUCACCGGCAACACGGACUUUCUGACCGCAAACACAUUCAAUGAGGCUGUCCUGGGUAAAGGGGAAGUCAGUGAUCUGGAAAUGGACACUCACUCCUGCCUGGACCCUUCCAUCCUGGCUAUGUUUGAAGAUUCCGCCGUAGCUGCAGAGACUAGGAGCAGACUAGAUGAGGAGAGUGAGUCCACGUUGUUGACUGCUCUAACGGAGAUCCUGGACAGUGUUGACGAUGAGACCCUGUCUCCCUUUGACACCCUGCCUGACACUGGGCUCUUCUCUGACCAGAGGCUACGGGACAACUCCCGGUGGGGUCUCCACCUGAAAAGAAGCACUCUUUCGUUCCAUAAAGACCCCCUCUUCAUCUUCAUCCCCUCUUCCUCUGUUGGAAAGGUUGAGACAGUCAUUCCAGACAGACCCUGGAGGGCUGGGCUGACUCCGAGAGCCCAGGGCUCUUCCACAUCCACACAGAGGAGCGAUGGAGAGGAGGAGGAGGGCGGCAAGGUCCACAUUCACAGCCCGCCUCACGGCUUCAAUCAGGACUCGGGAGAACUCUCCCUCGACCGAUCACAAGUGAGAGCGCUGAACUCUGUAGAGAAGGACCAUGGCUACUCCUGUACAGUGUCCCUGGUGGACCUGGUGAAACUCAUGCACCCCUACUGCCUGAGGGUGUGCCUGGAUGAGGAGGGGAAGGACUGGGUCAGCACAUCCAGGCAGGAGGCCUCCUCCCUGGGGGAACGGAGCGCGGACCAGAGUGUACCCCUGGAGGGCGAGGUGUGGAGGUAUACGAAGCCUGGUUCGGAAGAGAGCGACGAGGAAAUUGAUGUGGACGGAUCAGAUGACGAGUGUCCCUCGGUAGGAGGGAUGAAGGAUGAGAAAGAGGGGGAUGGAGAACAGGGAAGUAAAGGUGAAGAAGUGAAGCAACUAAAAAGUCUACUUGUGAAGUGGGACGGGCCCACAGAAGGCCAGAAGACCAAGAACAAAAAGAGUGAGCUUCGGACCUGUCCUGGUGACAUCCUACGAGCUACCAGCAGCAGACGAACCUGACUUAAACGUGCUCCCGGACUUGAGCGAGCUCACCAGCCAAAUCCCCAUUUUUGACACCAAAACAACGACCAUUUCCCUCACCACAUCCUCUCCGGAGUCUUCAGCAGCAUCUUCAAAGGACAGCCAGCAUCAGGUUGUAACUGACUUGUCUGAAAGGACCAGAGAAAUG